Molecule: messenger RNA, 1506 nt
Organism: Aspergillus terreus NIH2624
Lineage: Eukaryota; Fungi; Ascomycota; Eurotiomycetes; Eurotiales; Aspergillaceae
Product: cytochrome P450
Exons: 5
Coding region: 1-1506 (501 amino acids)
Molecular function (GO): oxidoreductase activity, acting on paired donors, with incorporation or reduction of molecular oxygen; heme binding; iron ion binding
Source: RefSeq, a predicted model, not a curated record
AUGGCCUCUCUUAUACUAUGGGGACUUGCCAGUAUAAUCGUCUGGUUUGCCCUGCGAAGCAUAUAUCGACUCUACUUCCAUCCCCUAAGCAAGUUCCCCGGUCCAAAAUUGGCUGCAAUCACCAGUGGCUAUGAGUUCUACUACAACGUGGUCCGGCGCGGCAUGUUCAUUUGGGAGAUCGAGCGGAUGCACCAGCAGUAUGGCCCCAUUAUACGGGUCAGCCCGCGGGAAAUCCAUAUCAAGGAUCCAGACUACUACGACGAAAUCUAUGCCUCUAGCGCACGCAAGCGCGAAAAAGAUCCCGUGGUAGUUGCGCAAUUCGGCCUCGACGGGUCUGCAUUCUCAAGUGUCUCCCCCGAAGACCAUCGCCAGCGCCGCGCACCACUCGACAAAUUCUUCUCCAAACAAGCCGUCACCAACAUGGAACAUAUCAUUCACGAGUGUCUGGACAAGCUCUCCCGACAUCUCCAAGACGCCUGCGAGUCGCACAGAGCCGUCAGUCUGGAUGCGGGAUUCGCUGGCCUGGCAUCCGACGUCAUCCACCAGUAUGCCUGGGGCUUCAACAGCGGAAACCUCGACGCUGAAGACUUCAACGAGCACGUCCGGGACGGAAUAAGUGGGCUCUUCCGCAUGGCUCAUGUCAUGUUUUUCUUCCCCAUUCUGCAAACAAUCACCAACGCCAUGCCUCUAUGGCUGCUGGAAAAGGUGAACCCGUUUGCGUUCGCCAUGGCGAGUCAAAAACACGAUCUGUACCAGAGAGCAGUAGCAGCUCUGCAUAAUAGCGGAACAAAAUCUGGCAGAGGUUCGAUUAUCGACGCUAUUGCUGGGCCGUCCAUGCCGGCGAACAUGAGGACACCGGAGCGCCUCAUGAAUGAAGGGUUCUCGUUGAUUAUCGGGGGCACAGAGACAACAGCCCGGUCUCUGUCUCUCUGCUUUUACAAUCUGAUCACCAAUGAGCCCGUGAGAACAAAGCUGCGAGAAGAGCUACGGCAGGUCAUGCCGGCACCUGAUAGCCAGCCGACCUGGAACCAGCUUGAGAAGCUGCCAUAUCUGUCUGGAGUCGUCCUUGAAACUCUGCGUCUGUCAACCGGAAUCGCAAGUCGAUCUCCACGGAUAGCACCUACCGAGGCUUUGGAAUAUAAAGGUUAUGUGAUACCUCCGGGGACUCUGGUCAGCGAGACAAACUAUUUUAUAUUGAUGGAUCCGAACAUCUUCCCUGAACCUCACGUCUUUGAUCCUGAAAGAUGGAUGCGAGCUGCUGCCAAGGGAGAGCGAUUAGACCGUUACCUUGUCAACUUCUCCAAAGGGAGCCGGAUCUGCUUAGGGAUGAACCUGGCCUAUGCGGAACUCUUCCUCGUCAUUGCAACGAUGAUACGCCGAUUUGACUUUGAACUCUAUCAGACUUCGAAGAAAGAUAUCGACUUCGUCCGUGAUUUCGGAACCCCAUACCCUGACGAAGGCAAUUUUGGCAUAAAAGCAAUUGUUACGAGGGUUCUUAAUGAUUGA